Messenger RNA from Cydia strobilella, 6508 nucleotides. RefSeq names its product leishmanolysin-like peptidase (gene Invadolysin). Bases 122 to 2248 code for a protein of 708 amino acids. Gene Ontology annotation, molecular function: metalloendopeptidase activity. Gene Ontology annotation, biological process: proteolysis; cell adhesion. Gene Ontology annotation, cellular component: membrane; cytoplasm. The transcript is spliced from 18 exons. The record is from RefSeq and is a predicted model, not a curated record. Lineage: Eukaryota; Metazoa; Arthropoda; Insecta; Lepidoptera; Tortricidae.
UUAAGACAGUUACGCCGCGUACUCGGUAGAGAUUGCACGUUUCGUCGUGUUUUGAAAUUGUAAAAUGUAAACAAUAACAUUGUUUAUGUACUGAGUGAAAGAAGUUGUUAUUGCCGACAAAAUGAUGGAAAUAACUACAGUUAUGUUUGUGAGAGUGUCUGGUUUGUUAGUGCUGCUGUUUGUGAAUUUGGAUUAUGUUUUGUGCCACACUUUUGUAAAUGAAUUGUCUAAUAAAGCUGUGACUAAAGUUGAACACAAGCAUGAGCACUGCAACCACAAACACCCGAAAGCUGAUGAAGUAAUCAGAGGGGUGCACAUAGAGCCGGCACAUCUCGUGAAGAAACGGAAUAUAGAUCAGCCGCUCAGAAUUAGCAUAUUUUAUGACCAUUCUGUCUAUAGAUUAGAACCAGAGAAAUUCGACAUGAUCAAUAACACGAUCCUCCCUAAGGCGGUGAACUUUUGGGAGGAGGCGCUGAAGGUCCGGAAAACAGGAGGUCCUAUUAAACUUAACAGAAAGUGCCCAACUCGGCAAGUGUUCGUGCGGGGCGGGCGCUCGCACUGCAUCGACUCGUGCAGCGCUGAGACUAUGUGUGGGGAGGUCAGGGUGCCGGAGAACCAUUUAAACCCAUGCUACGUCUGCAACAGCACCGGUCAGAACUGCCGAGCGUUGCCACGACGAAGAAUCACCAUCGAGGAUGACACCACGGAAAUCACCGGCAACGCGCUCACUGAAGGCAGCGAAGUCUCCGACAUGCCAGAUCUAGAAGAAGAGGAGCCUAUAGGCGUAGAGAACACGGAUUUCGUGCUGUACGUGAGCGCGGUCGAAACGGAGAGGUGCCGCCGCGGCCUGACUGUGGCUUAUGCUUCUCAUUGCCAACAGGAAAGCGCGCUAGACAGACCAGUGGCCGGCCACGCCAACUUCUGUCCCGGCGAGCUGUCCACCAAGUACCGUGACCUCCCGAGCCUAUUAUCCACUGUGCAGCACGAAAUGUUACACGCGCUUGGCUUCAGCGUGUCUCUGUUCGCGUUCUACAGAGACGACAACGGCGAGCCGCUCAUGGAGAGGCGACCGGACACGGGAAAUCCGCCCCUCGAUGAAGAAUUGCAAAUACAUAAGUGGUCGGAUCGCGUUGUUCGGAACGUUACAAGGAAAAGAUGGAUGAUUCGCGGCGGUUACAUCGAGCGCACAUUCCAUAUGAUCGUUACGCCGAGAGUCGUCAAGGAGGUUCGAGAGCACUUCAACUGCUCGACUCUGGAGGGGGCGGAGCUGGAGGACCAAGGGGGGGAUGGAACUGCGCUUACACACUGGGAGAAAAGACUCUUCGAGAACGAAGCCAUGACCGGCACCCACACACAGAACUCCGUCUUCAGCCGCAUCACCCUCGCCCUGAUGGAGGACACGGGCUGGUACCGCGCCGACUACAGUGUGGCGGCGCCUUUAGACUGGGGCCGCGGACUCGGCUGCCAGUUCGCUACGACAUCGUGCAAGCAGUGGCUGAACUCGCAAAGGUUGAGACGUAAGAACCCGGCGCCAUUUUGUGAACGCAUCAAGGGGGACCCGCUGCGCACAGAAUGCUCGCCGCGGCGCUCCGCCGUCGUGCUCUGUAAUCUUGUUCGACAUGAGAACAUAUUACCGAGAGCUUACCAGCACUUCGACACGCUCCCCAACGUGGCCCCAGGCGAAGAGGCGCACUACGGAGGCUCCGUGUCUCUCGCGGACUACUGCCCUUAUCUACAAGAGUUCACUUGGAGACACAAGAGCGUGCUCAUACGAGGCAGCCGCUGUGAAUAUGAAGAAAAUACUCCCAAGACUGACGUAAAUUUCGCGCUGGAGAACUACGGCGCGCACUCCAAGUGCUUCGACCACAGUGACCGAGUUUGGGAACAGAAAUCUUGCCGACAGAUACGAGAAUGGCAACAUUGGGGCUCGGGAUGCUACAAAUAUAAGUGCGAAAGUGGCCGCCUGCAUAUUGUGGUUGGUAAUUACACGUACACCUGCUUCCACGCGGGGCAGGUGCUGCAGGUACGCAUCAUCAAGAGGGGCUGGCUCCACAAAGGUGGCGUGGUGUGCCCGCCCUGCAGAGAAGUAUGCGGCAAUGAGUUCAAGAGCCGCGGUGAAUACUGCAAAGGUGGCGAAGAGGCGAUGCCGCCCAACCUGUACCCCAGUGACGUAUUAACAUGCUCGGCGCCAUCUUUGUUACCGGCCGCCAUCUUAAUUGCGGCGGCCAUCUUGUGUCGCGUCUUUUAAUCACUUUAAUUACCAUUUUCUGGCCAAUAGGGAAGCGUUUAUGAGCUGUAGGGGGCAGUACAAGAGCAUCCUGUUAUUAGCGCGCAAUUUCAAUGUGAAGCAUAAGUUUCUAAAUUAUAUGAUAGCGUGCGUGAACUGUUGGGGGCAGCACCUGCUAAUGUGUCAAUGUCAAGUUUAAGAGGAUACAGCAGCUGAGAUUUAAAUAUUUUAGUUGUUAAUAUUUGAGAAGUUGAUAGUAUUUCUUGGCUUUUUACUUCUAAUUUGAAAAAGAAAACUUAUCGUAUGUCGGUUAGUCAGGUCAUUUUGUUACCUACGUGUGUGAAUAAAUCAAAAACCAACUAUUUAAAAUAAACUAAAAUGAAGAUAGUAUGUAAGUAGGUAUGUACAGACCAAAUGAAUUAUUUUAUAAGUCGCAGCACAGACAAUUAGAGUGAUAAAAAUUGUGAAGUCGAACAAAAAAUCUUAGUAACCAAAGAGGAUAUAAUAGGAUAGAGCGGUACUGUCAUAGUAAAUUUUGUAACCACAGUAAAUUCACUGCCAUCUAUCGACACACGAUUAAAAUAAAAAAUAAAAAUAUCAAAAAAUGUAUUUAUAUAUGGAUAUAUGUUUUUUUUAUUUGCAAUAUUGGUAUUAAUUAUUUUUAUAUUAUUUUGACCCAUGUUCUUUCACUGAUAUGCGUUAAAAUUGUUAAAUAACAAAAGAAACCGUCAACGCCAUCUAUACGAGAGUAAGCCAAAGGUAGUGGCGCCAUCUGAUCGAGAAUCAAAUUUUCUUGAUUUUCGAGGCACGUUUUUUCCUUAGACUGUAUCCAUCUAUUACGGAAUUAUAUCUAUCUUUGGUAGUAAUAUAUUAAAGUUUGUCAAACUAUUAAAUUUGUCAAAUUGUUUUAGCGCCAUCUAGCCACGAAUACUUGUUAGUUUAGUUGUCUGUGGUCAAAUUAGGUAGUUAAGUAUAAAAUAUCUUAAUUUAAGUAUUAUACUAACAUUAUAUACAUUGCAAAGGUUACCUAUUUUAUUUUGCAAUUAUAAGUAUUAUUUAUAUUAAUUGUUUUACAAAUAAUUAUGUUUAUCUUGCAUUCGCUCAUUCCUAAAUGAUUAUAAAAUGAAUUUAGUUAAUUAUAGAUUAAGAGUUAUUAAUUAUAAAAGAGAUGUAGUUUAAUAAAAAAUGUCCCUCGAUUUGACAGGUCUGCCGAUAGAUGGCGCGCUUGUUAAAAGUUGACGUUUGGCAAUAGGGAGUAUUACGCGAAACACUGCGUAGGGGGCGCCACUACCACAGUUUGAGGGUCUAUCGCGAAACAAGAAAAUCGAAAUUUCGUUAUAUAACAUCUCUGUCACUUUAUAUUCGAGCGAUAAAGAGGCAGAUAGCGAAAUUUCGGAUUCGCGUUUCCCGGUAGGUCUUCUGCAAACAAACCGCCAUGAUGCAUCAAUGUCAUAUUUUAUUAUCUCUGAAAACUUGUCAAAAACCUGUUAAAGGUACAGUAUGUAUAAGUUACUCUGUGGUUUACUAAAAAGGCUAAUGCUGCACUCUGGUGGCAGAACAUUGGAGUAAUAUGGCACCGUUUAGAGUAAUUUACUUACUGUCAAACUGCAAGGCACAAUUUCUUCUUAAACUUUACACCUCUUGUACAGAAAUAACUCGCCUAACAUAUGUGACAUUUUCAACUAAAAGGUACCACAUUGUCGCUUGUCAAUAAGGUUGAUUUCAAAUUGAAGCUGUAUGGAAAUAGCGCCUUAUUGACAACCGACAAUAAGUACCCUUUUGAUUGAAAUGGCACAUAUAGUUGGUCAAACCAAACUGUCAGUAAAUAAGAACAAAAAAAACUAUGCUCAUCCUUUUCUUUUGGGUGCUAGCACUAGUGUAAGCAAAAAUAGUAUGAUUCUCUCUGUCUAUGUUUGAAAUGAGACAGACAUAAAAGCUUGAAACCCCCAAAACUUAUAUACAUUUGACAUUUUGAAAGGCCUCCAUCUACACUGGCGCCCCUAGCGGCGAAAAAAAACGCGGUAGCCCUCAUUAUAAUUGGGUAGCUUUCAUAAUCAAUUUGCUCAAGAAUUUUGUUUUUCUUAAAAUAAGACUAAAUCUGUGUAUUCCUUUUACUUUAUUAAUUUGUUUUAUUGUGAUUUAAAUUUUCUAUUUUUUUUUUUAUUGCGUCCAGUCACUUUUGUGUUAAAUGUAAAGCUUGACCAGGAAUAUAUGAUAUGAUCACGCGCCAUGUUGCGGAAUUUCACUGGAACUAUUUUUUUCAUGCUAUACUGAACUGUUACCCUAUACAUGAGAAUAACAGCGCCCUCUUGACAAUGAUCAUAUAUUACUGGUCAGGCUUUACGUAUGUUAGUUUUAACACACUUUAGCGUUAGAAAACUUAAAAUAAAGUUUAUUGUGACGUUCUUCGGAAAAGGACCUCAGUUCACUAUGCAAAAGUGCACCUUUUUACGGAGAACAUUCACCUGAUCAAAACUUCCAAAAUAUUUUUGGUAAGUUCAAAAAAGUGGGGUGUUGUCUUUAAAUUUUAAAUAGGCAUUUUCGGAUGAAAUUUCUCAAAAAGUGUAACUAAAAAUAUUUUACUCCUUUCGAAAAUGCCAAAAUAUCGUCAGUAAUUUUAAAAAUUUAUUUGUACCUACUUAGACAAAUGUCAGGACACUUUUUUAGGGUUCCGUACCUAAAAAGGAAAAGACGGAACCCUUAUAGGAUCACUUUGUUGUCCGUCCGUCUGUCUGUAAAGACCCUUUAUCUCGGGAACACGCGGAAGUUUUUGUACGGAACCCUCGGUGGGCGAGUCAGGCACUUGGCCCGUUUUUUUUUAAAUUGACAAUGCUUAAAAUUUGUCUUGAAUGCCAUACUUUAAUUUAUUUAUAAUUAGUGCAAUCACUAAAUAUUUGUUUGUAAAUAAAAAACUUCUAUUUUUAAUGGUGCUUCAUUUGCUUUAAUCGUGUAUAUGUUAUUCCUAUUAUAAGUUAUUUUAUACGCAUAGUCGAAGUUAAGUAUUUCAAUAUGUUUUUCGAAUUUCGUGAAGUUGUUGAGCGUUUCUUAAAAAAAUACAAAAAUCUUUUUACGUAACUUUUUGUUUUGUCAAUAGGGGUAAGUGCGUCUGCAGGUUGCUGCAGGGAAGUGUAGGUAGCCUUCACGUUGGGGCCUGUUUACACAUUUAUAAAAAUAUUUUUAAAUAUAAAUAUUAUAGAGACAUUCUUACACAAAUUGAAGUCCCACGGUAACCUCAAGAAGGCUUGUGUUGUGGGUACUCAGACAACGAUAUAUAUAAUAUACAAAUACUUAAAUACAUAGAAAAAAUCCAUGACUCAGGAACAAAUGUCUGUGUCACACAAAUAAAUGCUCUUACCGGGAUUCGAACCCAGGACCAUCGGCUUUACAGGCAGGGUCAAUACCCACUAGGCCAGACCGGCCGUCAAAUUAUUAUAAAUUAAUAAGUGUUUACACAUUAAUAAGUCUUUAUUCCGAGUUUAUACAUUUUCUACUAAAGUAAGAAGAAAGUAAGUAGCAAAUGUAGCACUAAUCAAUGUGUAAUCAGACCCCAAUGUGAGGUCCAGUCACACUUAACCGUAUGCCAGCCUUACCCGUAUCGCCUUCACGAAAAAAAAUUGUUUAAAAAAAGGGGCAUUUUCUAUGAGAAGGGACCUUAUUGUCGAUGGCGCUUACGCCGCACAGCGUCGCGCGGCAUUAUAUAUAUAAUAUAUAUAUGUUUAUUGCUUUCACAUUGGUAAAAUUACAGAUGUUCUUAAUCGAUAAUGUAUCACAACAUGACACCCUGUAAGGGUAUUGCAAUUUUAUCUAUCUACUCUAAACUAAUACAUAUGUAAAUUAAACACAGAGAUAACAUUACACAAAAGUUAUACCUAUCUAAGCUAUGUAUUACUUAUAUGUCUAUUUAUGGUAUUUAUUACAAUCAAAAUAUUCUUGUAUAGAAUAAAAUAAAAUUUGUAUUUAUAUCGGAGCAUCGUUAAUAAUGGCGUAAGCGCCAUCGACAAUAAGGUCCCUUUGUAUAGAAAAUACCACAAAUAAGCGUAAUACAUUUUUUAGGGAAAGCUUAAUUACUUUUUUCAUAUUAGUCAAAGAAAAUUUUGAAUUUAUUUAGAUAAACUAACGAUAAUUCCAUAUUCAAUUUUGUUUCGUGUGUGGAUUUAGUAAAUUAAUUAAUAUUAACGGAUAUCGUUAUAUAAGAAAUCAUAAAAAUUUGUAUUUGUAUAAAGAGAUGUAAAACAGAUGAAACUGUACUGAUAUUUAAUAAAAAAAUAUUUUGAAUAAAAC